UAAUAGAGGCCGAUAAAACCAACAUUUGUUUUGGUUCAUUAAUCGUUGCAUAUUACGUUGCUACUGAUUUUUCCUGCUUCCCAGCGUAUUUUUGGUCAAAGGUUAUAGUAAGUUUUUCAUUGAAAUUUCAAUGUAUCCGUCUAAUGGUGUUUUCUGUGGUUAUUUUAUUUGUCUGUCUGGCGUAUGGGAACUCGGUCAGGUUUCAAGACACUGAUAUUCAUUCUGGCGACUUAUCAAAAGCAGUCAACGACUACUUUCUUUGCCGGCACUGCGGUACAGAUAUUUCACCAUUAUCAUCACUAAUAUCAAUUGAUAGUCCAGCUGCUUCAAAUAGCCGUGUAUCUCAAUUAUUUGGUUUGAAAGAUAUCAAGGUCCAAACUGUAAAGAAUUCGUUGCACUCACAAUUUGAAAUUAUUACACUAUCUAAAACUUUGUGUGUUGGAAAAGGCAAUUGGCAGACUGAAGAUUCCUGGUUUCCUGGUUACGUUUGGAAAGUUUGUGUAUGUGCUAAAUGUGGACGUCAUAUUGGAUGGAUGUUUGAACCUUUGCAUUUGGCUACCAGUGAUAAAAUAUACCCUUCAAAAGAAGGGUUUUAUGUUGUCAUCAUUUCAAGUAUUAUUAACGAACUACAUGCUGACUCAUUGAUUGUAGUACCAAAACAUUUUUCUACAAUAGAAGAGAUCUCAGAUUAAAAAUGGCAUCUGCAAAUUAUCAAAAUUC
Molecule: messenger RNA, 720 nt
Organism: Diuraphis noxia (Russian wheat aphid)
Lineage: Eukaryota; Metazoa; Arthropoda; Insecta; Hemiptera; Aphididae
Product: protein cereblon-like
Source: RefSeq, a predicted model, not a curated record